CCUUCCACCUUGGCAUGCGGGCCACUGCACUGGCAGCGGCCUGCCUCGGGAGCAAGCAGCAGCUGAACCAACUUGGCAUGCUUGCUGCGCGCCGCCGCGAUGCCGCCGCCGCUCGGGGUGGCGCGAGCGGCGUCGCGCCGUGCUGCUGCGCGUCCCGCGCCUCCCGUAGCGGCGCGGAUGUCGGGCGCGUGCGACGCGGUAGCCUCGGCGAACAGGCUGAUUGGGCGGCACCUGCGGGCCGGCCGGCUCGGCGCCGCGCGGGAGGUGUUCGACGGAAUGCUGCGGCGGGACGUCGUGUCCUGGAACUCCCUCAUGGCCACGCACGCCAGGGCCGGGGCGCAUGGCGGCGCGGCUGACGCGUUCGUCGAGAUGAGGCGCCGCGGGUUCCGCGCUGACCACACCUCCUUCUCGACCGUGCUGUCGGCCUGCGCGCGGACGGAGGCGCUGGAGCUCGGGAGGUGCGUCCACGGGCUCGCGACCAAGACUGGUGCCUCCAGGAACGUGUUUGUCGGUGCGUCCCUGAUCACGAUGUACGCCAACUGCGGGCUGUUCAGCUGCCUGGAGCGGGUUGUGGAAGCUGUGGACAGUCCAAACGUGGCCUUGUGGAAUGCUCUCAUAUCAGGACUUGUGAUGAACCAUCGGGUGGGGGAUGCUCGCAGGGUCUUUGAUCGGAUGAGGGAGCGCAAUGUCGUGUCCUGGACUGCCAUGAUCCAAGGGUAUGUAAGGGUGCAUGAGUUGGGGAGGGCCUUCGAGCUGUUUAACUUGAUGCCUGCAAAGAAUUCUGUGUCAUGGUGCGUCAUGAUCGGAGGUUUUGUCAACCAUGAGCUGUUUGGAGAGGCAAUUGGUUUGUUCAAGACUUUGGUGAGUGGUGGGGAGGAAGUGACUGGUGCAGUUCUGGUUAAGAUUGUGAGUGCUUAUUCUAGCUUGAAAAGUAUUGAAGGAGGCAGAUGCAUUCACGGUUUCUCUGUGAAGUCUGGGUUCGUUCUUGACCACAUCAUUGAGGCAUCAUUGGUUGUGAUGUAUUGCAAUUCCUUAGAUAUUGAUGAGGCAUGGUUGGAAUUUGAUAGAAUGGAGAGAAAGCAUGUUGGCUCAUGGAAUGCCAUCAUAUCUGGCUAUGUCCAUGCUGACAGGAUUGAUGAGGCUAGACAGCUUUUUGAUUCCAUGAUUCAUAGAGACAAGAUCUCAUGGAACUUGAUGGUCAGUGGCUAUAUAAAAACUGGGAGAAUAGCUGAUGCUACUGAGUUGUACUCAAAGAUGCCUGAAAAGAAUGUGGAAGCAGCUACUGCUUUGAUGUCUUGUUUUAUAGACAAAGGAAUGCUUGAUAAAGCUCAGGAUGUGUUUUACAAUAUGCCUCAAGUAGAUGUGAUAUCUUGCACUACUUUGCUCUUUGGAUAUGUGAAAGGAGGGUAUUUGGAUGAUGCACUCGAACUUUUCUGCUACUAUUGUUUACUGCUUUUAUUUUAAUAAUGAUGUCCGACACCUUAGUUCCCUUAUUCUGUCGUUCCUAAACCUGCCGAUAAGAACACAAACUCUCUUAUAUCCUGAAAGUAUACAUACAUA
Molecule: messenger RNA, 1560 nt
Organism: Panicum virgatum (switchgrass)
Lineage: Eukaryota; Viridiplantae; Streptophyta; Magnoliopsida; Poales; Poaceae
Product: pentatricopeptide repeat-containing protein At2g35030, mitochondrial-like
Exons: 1
Coding region: 100-1464 (454 amino acids)
Biological process (GO): RNA modification
Molecular function (GO): protein binding; RNA binding
Source: RefSeq, a predicted model, not a curated record